AGAGAAAUUUGUCAGUCUUUGUACCUCAGACAACCUGCUUACCAGUCUCCUGCUUUACUCUCUGCCAUAAAAUAGUAUUGAAAAUGAGUUGUGUCUAUGUCACACUGGGAACAGGGCAGAAAAUGCCAUUGGUUGGUCUAGGAACAUGGAAGAGUUCGCCUGGCCAGCUGAAAUCAGCAGUCUGGUGUGCCCUUGAAGCUGGCUACCAGCAUUUAGACUGUGCUUAUGCUUACAGCAAUGAGCAUGAAGUUGGAGAAGCUUUCCAUGAAAAAGUGGGAGCUGAUAAGUCCAUCAAGCGUGAGGACAUUUUUGUAACAUCCAAAUUGUGGAACACCAAACAUCACCCAGAGGACGUGGAGCCAGCGUGCCGUAAAACACUGCAAGAUCUACAGCUGGAAUACCUGGAUCUGUAUUUGAUUCAUUGGCCUAUGGCGUUUGAACGGGGUGAUAAUCUAGUUCCAAAGAAUGAAGAUGGAACAAUGCGUUACUCUGAUACUGAUUACAAGGACACUUGGAAAGCCAUGGAAAAACUAGUGGAAAAGGGUUUGACCAAAGCAAUCGGUCUAUCCAACUUCAAUGCAAACCAAAUAGAUGAUCUGCUUUCUAUUGCAACAUACAAACCAGUUGUUAAUCAGGUUGAAUGUCAUCCAUACCUAAUCCAAAAGCAGCUUGUGGAGCACUGCACUAAGCGAGGGCUAGCUGUUAUUGCCUACAGUCCUCUUGGAUCUCCUGAUCGUCCCUGGGUCACGCCAGACGAACCAAAGCUACUGGAAGACCCAAGAAUUCUGAUGAUUGCGAAGAAAUAUGGAAAAUCUCCAGCUCAAAUCAUUAUACGAUGGCAGGUGCAGAGAGGAGUAGCAUGCAUACCAAAGAGCACUAAUGCCUCCAGGAUAUAUGAAAAUAUUAAGGUAUUUGAUUUCACGUUGUCUCAGGAGGAUAUGAAACAAAUCGAGUCAUUUGACUGCAAUGGAAGAUUGAUUGUCCCAACAGUCGAAAAAGAUGGGAUAAAAGUGUGGAGAGAUGCAAGUCACCCGUACUUCCCUUUCAAUGAUCCCUAUUGAUGAUAAAUUAACAAAUCCCAGCACAUUUCUUGAAACAUUUUUCUGGCAAUUCCCGUUCUAUUUCUAUUCAAAAUCUCCUAAACUGAUAUAAUAGUAAUAAAAUAUUUUAAUCUAAAACAUGUUGAUUGUUUUUCAAGCUGUUGAUGAACAGUCAGAGAUGCAUCUAUACUGUUACACAAGUAAAGUGAACUGGUAAACAUUUUAUGUUUAAAAAUAACACACUGAUGAAAAAGUACUUAUUGAUGAACAAUUUAAUGAAUAGGUUUCAGGGAAUAAGUAUAAAGUGUCAAUCAGCAACUGCUAUCUAAAUGAAGCAGGGGAUUUUAAGAGUAUCUUAUGCAGUUUGUUACUGCUGCUUUGUAGGAAAUGUGAAUCUGUGUAUGUUAAUGGCAUUUAUUACUGACUUAUAAAUCUCAAAAAUGAAAUAAAUUGUUUAAAAUACA
Messenger RNA from Callorhinchus milii (elephant shark), 1504 nucleotides. It is a transcript of the gene akr1a1a, whose product is annotated as aldo-keto reductase family 1, member A1a (aldehyde reductase). Gene Ontology annotation, molecular function: aldose reductase (NADPH) activity. Gene Ontology annotation, biological process: aldehyde catabolic process. The coding region runs from base 84 to 1061 and encodes 325 amino acids. The record is from RefSeq and is a predicted model, not a curated record. The transcript is spliced from 9 exons. Gene Ontology annotation, cellular component: cytosol. Lineage: Eukaryota; Metazoa; Chordata; Chondrichthyes; Chimaeriformes; Callorhinchidae.